GCGUGUUAUUCGUUGAUUUAAUUUUGUCAGCGCCCAACCCACACACCAAUCUAAAAUGUCAGGACGUGGUAAAGGAGGCAAAGUGAAGGGAAAGGCAAAGAGCCGAUCUUCCCGUGCCGGACUACAGUUUCCCGUUGGUCGUAUCCACCGUCUGCUGAGGAAGGGCAACUACGCCGAGAGAGUGGGAGCCGGUGCCCCAGUGUAUUUGGCCGCUGUCCUUGAGUACUUGGCCGCUGAAGUGUUGGAGUUGGCAGGCAACGCAGCCCGUGACAACAAGAAAACCAGAAUCAUCCCCCGUCAUCUGCAGCUUGCUAUCCGCAACGACGAGGAGUUGAACAAACUUCUGUCCGGUGUGACCAUCGCACAGGGUGGUGUUUUGCCCAACAUCCAGGCCGUGCUCCUCCCCAAGAAGACCCAGAAGCCAGCCGCCAAGUAAAAAGUCAGCCCUGUCGACUUGACUUGUCUGUACCAAACGGCCGUUUUCACGGCCACCCAUAUUUUUCGAAAAGAUGUCUCUAUAGCAUGUAAUUAAGCACACAUAUACAAUGCAGAUACCCAUUACACGUUUAUUGAAUGCAUUGCCACACACCGUCAACCUAUUACAUAAAUUUCUAUUCAUGUUCAAUUAAUAUCCAAUUUGAUGUUGUUCCAACGCUCUCAAAUGCUAAACACAAAUUUAAUUUAUAUCAGUUACCCCUCAAAAAUACAUUAGUGUGUGAAAAAAUUAAAAUUUGAGCUCAAAUCUCGAUCAUGCUCAUUGGUUAAACUAGUGAUAUAAAUGCAUGCAUAAUGUUAGAAUGAUAUGUACUUGAACAAUUGCGACAUCCGAUUCUGAUUUUAUACAGUGUUUCAUGGGGGAGAUCAUUUGUGCGUUAUUUUA
This is a messenger RNA of Magallana angulata, 880 nucleotides long. Its product is annotated as histone H2A-like. The coding region runs from base 56 to 436 and encodes 126 amino acids. Gene Ontology annotation, cellular component: nucleosome. Gene Ontology annotation, molecular function: DNA binding; structural constituent of chromatin; protein heterodimerization activity. NCBI's taxonomy places the organism in Eukaryota, Metazoa, Mollusca, Bivalvia, Ostreida, Ostreidae. The transcript has a single exon. The record is from RefSeq and is a predicted model, not a curated record.